UCUGUACUUAGUGAAAAAGAGGCUUAUUUAAAUGACGAAGGCAAGAGGAUCUCUCACAGAGUGCUGAAGGAAAAUGAGCUCCACACAAGACCUUGACUAUCCUCAGAUCUUAUUUCAAUACAACAAUGGGUUUUUAGUCUCAAAGAUUAUGUUUACCGCCUGUGAGUUGGGAGUGUUUGAUCUAUUGCUGGAGUCAGAAGGGCCCCUGUCUUCAGAUGCCAUUGCUGAACGUUUGGGCACCAGCGCCAGCGGAAUGGAACGGUUACUUGAUGCCUGUGUGGGAUUAAAGCUCCUGGGAGUCGAAAUGAAAAGUGAAGGAGCCUUUUACAGGAACACAGAGCUUUCCAACCUCUAUCUUACAAAAUCAAGUCCCAAGUCUCAGUAUCAUAAUUUGAUGUACUACUCCAAAACCAUCUAUUUGUGCUGGCACUACCUGACAGAUGCUGUGAGAGAUGGGAAAAACCAGUAUGAGCGAGCAUUUGGCGUUUCAUCAAAAGACCUCUUUGGGGCUCUCUACAGAUCAGAAGAAGAGAUGAUCAAAUUCAUGUAUGGUUUAAAUGCAAUUUGGAGUAUUUGUGGCAGAGAUGUGAUUGCUGCAUUUGACCUUUCAGCUUUCACGGUCAUUUAUGAUCUGGGAGGAUGUGCAGGUGGUUUGGCCCAGGAAUGUAUUUCUUUGUACCCAAAUUCUACAGUCACAAUUUAUGACCUACCUAAAGUAGUGCAAGUGGCAAAGGAGCGUUUUGUACCCCCAGAAGAACGUCGGAUCACUUUCCAUGAAGGAGAUUUUUUUAAAGAUCCAAUUCCAGAAGCUGACCUGUACAUUUUGGCUAGAAUCCUGCAUGACUGGGCAGAUGACAAGUGUAUGCAGCUACUAGCAAAAAUUCACAAGGCUUCCAAGCCUGGGGGCGGAGUGCUGCUGGUUGAAACACUUUUGAAUGAAGACAAAACUGGGCCUAUAGAAACCCAGCUUUACUCUAUGAACAUGUUGGUUCAGGCUGAAGGAAAAGAACGAACGCCAUCCGAGUACAGCAAGCUCCUCACUGCAGCUGGUUUCAGAGAGAUUCAAGUCAAGAAAACAGGAAAGCUCUAUGAUGCCAUUUUAGGAAGAAAAUAAUUCUGUCUCUUCUGUCUUGUCUAUUGUUAGAUGUAUGAAUGCAGUGGAAUGAUCAGCUUUUACUAGACUGCAGCAAUGAAUCCAGCUCAUAGUUAACCUUGUCACUUUCUCUGUACAACAAUACACUGUUAGAACUUUCAUUCAUUAUGUAUGUUGAGCCUACAGGGAUUGACGGUCUGCCAGCUUGAAUGUGACUCCUGUUUGGCUCUGGACUCUCUAACUGUGGGAAUAAAGUAAUUAACACACAUUUAACAAGAAAUAGCAUGUGAAAGCAACAAUAUGGAAAGCUUAUACUACUUGCAUUAUACAUUUUUUCAAUUCUGUCAGACUUUGUACUUUCCCCAUUUUUUGCAUAUUUAACAUAAUGUCUGACCCAUCUGGGUUUGUACUCAGCUUUCUUUCUGCAAAUAUAAACUGUACAUCACUGUACUGAA
Messenger RNA from Caretta caretta (loggerhead turtle), 1548 nucleotides. RefSeq names its product acetylserotonin O-methyltransferase-like. Gene Ontology annotation, molecular function: protein dimerization activity; O-methyltransferase activity. NCBI's taxonomy places the organism in Eukaryota, Metazoa, Chordata, Testudines, Cheloniidae. The record is from RefSeq and is a predicted model, not a curated record.